Molecule: messenger RNA, 2568 nt
Organism: Apis mellifera (honey bee)
Lineage: Eukaryota; Metazoa; Arthropoda; Insecta; Hymenoptera; Apidae
Product: dymeclin
Exons: 12
Coding region: 514-2568 (684 amino acids)
Biological process (GO): Golgi organization
Cellular component (GO): Golgi apparatus
Source: RefSeq, a predicted model, not a curated record
UUUAAUGAUGUGGAAUCAGUUUCCAUGUGUUAUAUUCAAUAUAUAUUUUAGUUUUUAUUUUCUGAUGAUACUUUUAUAAUAGAAUUAAAUGCAAUUACAAAUUAUUGUUAACUAAUUAAAUAUGUAUAUUUAAUGAAUAACAAAGAUGGCGCUCAUUUUGAUUUAUCUAUAUAUUUGUAAAGUGCUCAUUUGACAUGUGAAGAGGUUAUAUUCCUUCCUGUUUCUCAUUACAUUGAUAUUGCCUACAAACGUAUUGUACGAAAAGUUUAAUGAUAAUUUUGACACGAAAAACACGUAGGAGCAUAAAAGAGAUAGUGUAUGAAAGGAAAUUGCAUAAUAUAUAUAUAUUUAAAAAGUAUUAUUGAAUUAUUAAAUUUCUAUGACACUGGAUUGUCAAAGUAUGUUAUAUGAUGUUUUCAUGUGAUUGAAAUGUUUUUUAUUUGUUUUCUUUUAUGAAUGUGAUAUGGUGUAAUUUAUAAAUUAUAUUUUUAUUACAAAGUUUAAGACAAGGCAAUGGGUACAACACCAAGUCGAUAUGAUGAUCUAUCUAAAAAUAUUUAUUUAGAGAAAUUUUGUGGAAAAAAAAGUAUUCUUCCAAAUGAUCCAUUUUGGAACACAUUUUUAUCCUAUAACAUGAGACCACCUGUUACAAGAAAUGAUCAAAUAGAGUUGGAUUCUAGAUUGGAUUCUUCAUGUCAACAAUUACUUGCAAAUAAUAUAAGUACUGGUAAUUUUGGUAGUUUGAUACAAGUUGCUCUUAUGCGUGCUAGCAAUUUACUUGCACCAAUGCAAAAUCAAAAAAUCAUAUCAGCAUGGCAAACAUAUAAUGCAUUGUUUGCAGUCAGAUGUAUAUUAAAAUAUUUGAUUGAAACAGUUGGUGAAGAAGAAAUGAUAAAGCAUAUAGAAGCACCACAACUACCAGUGCCAACACAAUCAAAUGCAUCGUAUAGAUUAAAAGAUCUUUUUGAAGCAUUAGUUGAUAUUAUAACAGACGUACCACUAUGUGAAUUCACAUAUGUUGUACAUCUAGAAGCAAUAAAUUGUUUAUUAGUACUACUUUCUGUACAACUGUUUUCUCAAACUGCAGCUGAAUAUAGCUGUAUAUACAGAAUAGCAAUGCAUUCACAUUCUAGUGAACAUGCUCCAGCAAUGGUCUGUACUUUAUUACACAAUUUUGUGCAGCAAGAACAUGCUCCUCCUGGUUUACUUACACAGCAACCAGGAGGAAGUAUUGUUUUUAGUAUAGCUGCUGGAUUAUGGAAUGUAAUUACAAUGGGUAUGGGUAGUAGUUUAAAAAAUGUCCAAGUUACAAGUAAUGGUACUUCUGAAGAGGAAGAACGAAAACGUGAUACAGAAACACCUCUUGCUAGUCAAUCACUAUUACUUUUAUUGGUAUUAACAAAUCAUUGUACUGCAACCCAAAAUCCUUAUAGGAAUGCACUUUUUACAUUUGUAGAUAUGCAAGAAGAUUAUUCCACAAUGCAAGGAAAAAGUGCGUUUAGAUUUAAUAUAAAUAAAUUAUAUAAUACUAUAUGUAAAAUACCAAACACGGAUGAGGUUACAUUAUUAUUAUACAUGUUGCUACAUAGGAAUUCAAGUGUAAAACAAGAUAUCAUGAGAAGAUCAGAUAUACAACUAUUAGUAACACCAAUACUUCAAAUAUUAUAUCAUGCUCCAAAUAAUACAUCCCAUCAUAUUUAUAUGUCUCUCAUUAUUCUCUUAAUUUUAAGUGAAGAUGAAACAUUUAAUAAAAGAAUACACGAAAUAAUGCUUAAAGGUGUAAAUUGGUAUACAGAAAGAUCAAUAAGUGAAAUAUCAUUAGGAGGUCUAUUAAUACUUGUUGUCAUAAGAACCAUACAAUAUAAUAUGUUUAAAAUGAGGGAUAAAUAUCUUCAUACAAAUUGUUUAGCAGCUUUGGCAAAUAUGUCAGCACAAUUUACAUCUUUACAUCCUUAUGUUAGUCAAAGAUUAUUAAGUUUGUUUGAAACUCUUGCAAAGAAACAUGCUAGAUUGGAAACAAAAAUACGUACACAGCCUUCUGUUUCUUCCGAUAAUACUACUAUUACAAUUAAUGGAACAACAGCAAACACAGACUUGAUUCAAGACUUAACAAUACUUGAAGAAGUUCUACGAAUGGUAUUAGAGAUUAUAAAUAGUUGUUUAACUCAUAGACUUGCACAUAAUCCAAAUUUAAUAUAUACUCUUUUAUACAAAAAAGAUAUUUUUCAACCAUUUAGAAUGCAUUCAGCAUUUCAAGAUAUUGUGCAAAACAUAGAUUCUGUCAUAAAUUUCUUUUCUUAUAAAUUGGAGCAAAAGGAUCAAUCACAACUUGGUGUAAGUCAAGUUUUAACUACAAUUCAGCAAGGUACUAGUGAAUGGCCACGUGACCGUUUAAGGAAAUUUCCAGAACUAAAAUUUAAAUAUGUAGAAGAGGAACAACCAGAAGAAUUUUUUAUUCCUUAUGUAUGGAGUGUUGUAUGUCAAAGUGCAUUGUUACAUUGGAAUGCAGAAAAUAUAAAAUUAUUUUCACCUCAUAGUGGUGAACAAACGACAAUUAUUGUUUGCUGA